CUGGCACCGGAAGCCGCCACCCAGAGCGUUGGGACGGCAGCCAUGGGUGCCAGGUGGUACUGAGAGCAGUGGGGCAUGGCUGCAGUCCUGCAGGUCCUGCCCCGCUUGGCCCGAGCCCCCUUGCGCCCACUCCUCUCGGGGGGCGCGGUGGUCCGGCUGGCCAGUGGCAUGGCCCUCGCAGAGCAGGCACAGCAGCUGUUUGAGAGCGCUGUGGGUGCCGUGCUUCCAGGCCCCAUGCUUCACCGGGCACUGUCCUUGGAUCCUGGCGGUGGGCAGAUGAAGGUGCGGGACCGGAGCUUUCAGCUGCGGCAAAACCUCUACCUGGUGGGCUUUGGCAAGGCUGUGCUGGGCAUGGCAGCUGCAGCGGAGGAACUACUGCGCCAGCAUCUCGUGCAGGGUGUGAUCAGCGUUCCCAAGGGGAUCCGUGCUGCCAUGGAGCAUGCUGGCAAGCAGGAAAUGCUGCUGAAGCCACACAGCCGGGUCCAGGUAUUUGAAGGCGCAGAGGACAACCUCCCAGACCGUGAUGCACUCCGGGCCGCACUGGCCAUCCGGCAGCUGGCUGAAAGCCUUACGGCUGACGACCUACUGCUUGUGCUCAUCUCAGGUGGGGGCUCAGCCUUGCUGCCGGCCCCUAUCCCACCAGUCACACUGGAGGAAAAGCAGACACUCACCAAAUUGCUGGCGGCCCGCGGAGCCAACAUCCAGGAGCUGAACACAAUCCGGAAGGCCUUGUCCCAGCUCAAGGGUGGGGGGCUGGCUCAGGCUGCCUACCCUGCCCAGGUGGUGAGCCUGAUUCUGUCAGACGUGGUGGGGGACCCUGUGGAGGUGAUUGCCAGUGGCCCCACUGUGGCCAGCGUCCACAACGUGCAAGAUUGCCUGCACAUCCUCAAUCGCUACGGCCUUCGUGCUGCCCUGCCACGUUCCGUGAAGACUGUGCUGGCUCGAGCUGACUCUGACCCUCAUGGGCCACACACCUGUGGCCACGUGCUCAAUGUGAUUAUUGGCUCCAACGCACUGGCACUGGCCGAGGCCCAGCGGCAGGCUGAGGUGCUGGGAUACCGGGCCGCGGUGCUGAGUGCAUCCAUACAGGGUGAUGUGAAAAGUAUAGCCCGGUUCUACGGGUUGCUCGCCCAGGUGGCUGGAGCCCGCCUCACUCCGGCUGGGGCUGGAGCCUCUGCGGAGGAGGACGAACAACUCUGGGAGCUGGCAGCUGAGCUCCAGCUCCCAGACCUGCAGCUGAAGGAGGCUUUGGAGGCUGUGGUGGGAGCUGGGGGCCCUGUUUGCCUGCUGGCUGGUGGUGAGCCCACAGUGCAAUUGCAGGGCUCAGGAAAGGGUGGCCGGAACCAGGAACUGGCCCUGCGUGUUGGAGUUGAGCUGGGACAACGGCCACUGGGGCCUGUAGAUGUGCUGUUUUUGAGUGGUGGCACCGAUGGGCAGGAUGGGCCCACAGAGGCAGCCGGGGCCUGGGUCAUGCCUGAGCUGGCCAGCCAGGCUGCUGCUGAGGGCCUGGACGUGGCCACCUUCCUAUCUCACAAUGACUCACAUACCUUCUUCCGUUGCUUUCAUGGUGGGGCGCACCUGCUGCACACAGGGCUGACUGGCACCAAUGUCAUGGAUGUCCACCUUCUGUUCCUGAGGCCAUGGUGAUGGUGUAGGUCGUGUUUUAGGAGUACAUAGGAGGCCUACAGGGCAGCAUCCUAGAGCCAACCAAGGUUGUUCUCCAAGGCCUCAGCAGGCCUUAGGGCCCCUUCUUUCCUUGGCCCUAGCUGCCUGGUUGGCCCUUAUGCCUCACACCCAUGGCCUCUGCUCUGUGUUCAUUCCUCCAACCAGACUGGCAGAUGGGGGUUCUCUUCUCCCUACUUUCUGCCAUGACAGACAGCAUGUACCUCUGAGGACCAGGAUGAGCCCCUUGGCCAGUUUGCUAUUCCCAGUCUUCUCCCCCGACCCCAACAGCCCCUCUGCUGAGCUCUUGAGUGUCUUUUCUGUGGGGUGAAGCAAGAAGGACUGCAAAUAAAAAGAACCACACUA
Hyaena hyaena (striped hyena) is the source of this 2028-nucleotide messenger RNA. It is a transcript of the gene GLYCTK, whose product is annotated as glycerate kinase. The coding region runs from base 76 to 1647 and encodes 523 amino acids. Gene Ontology annotation, biological process: protein phosphorylation. Gene Ontology annotation, cellular component: cytoplasm. Gene Ontology annotation, molecular function: glycerate kinase activity. The record is from RefSeq and is a predicted model, not a curated record. The transcript is spliced from 5 exons. Lineage: Eukaryota; Metazoa; Chordata; Mammalia; Carnivora; Hyaenidae.